Messenger RNA from Amborella trichopoda, 965 nucleotides. Its product is annotated as D-Tyr-tRNA(Tyr) deacylase family protein. NCBI's taxonomy places the organism in Eukaryota, Viridiplantae, Streptophyta, Magnoliopsida, Amborellales, Amborellaceae. Gene Ontology annotation, cellular component: cytoplasm. Gene Ontology annotation, molecular function: D-tyrosyl-tRNA(Tyr) deacylase activity. The record is from RefSeq and is a predicted model, not a curated record. Gene Ontology annotation, biological process: tRNA metabolic process.
GCAGCACUAGGAAAGAAAACGUGGACCUUUGGCAACUCCAUUCGUGAAGAACCCUAUUUUCUCGUGUGUAUGCGGUGCUCUCGCGAGUAAAUGUGCUCAGGUCGGCGUCUUCUGCUUCAGCGCCCUUAGCAAUGAGGGCGUUGGUUCAAAGGGUUGCCUCUGCCAGCGUCGAGGUGGAAGGUUGCAUGGUUUCGCAGAUCGGACCUGGUCUGCUGGUUUUGGUGGGUCUUCACGGCUCCGAUAUCGAUUCAGAUGCUGAUUACAUUUGUAGAAAAGUUCUGAACAUGAGGCUUUUUCCAAAUGAGAAGAAUGGAAAGGCAUGGGAUCAAAAUGUUAUGCAGAAACACUAUGAAGUUCUUUUAGUGAGCCAAUUUACUUUGUAUGGCAUUCUCAAAGGAAAUAAGCCAGAUUUUCAUGUGGCCAUGCCCCCUCAAAACGCAAAGAUCUUUUAUGCUUCUUUAGUGGAUAAGUUUCGUAGAUCAUACAAUGUGGAUGCUAUUAAAGACGGUGUUUUUGGAGCCAUGAUGAAGGUUCACUUGGUAAACGAUGGCCCAGUCACCAUGCAACUUGAUUCUUCAGGACCAUCUGAGAGUCCAAAUGAAGCACCCUACGAUGAACCAUGAUUUGAGUUGGCAAAAGUUGUAUAUGGAAGGCUCAACAAAUAUCAAAUUGUCCACUUGAAAUGCUAGCAAAAGUAAACUCCCAAGAAAUGCUCAAGAAUUCGUAAUAUGGUUGCAGGUAAGAGCAAAAGCGUUGGUUAUAUCCUGCAAUUGCCUUUUCUUUCUUGGCUAAGUUUGUAAUUGUCAAAGUUAGUUGGGUUGUAUAAACAUGAUAUAUGAGCAACCCAACCCAGUGCUAGGAUGUUUGUUUACAUUUUGGUAAUUUAUUUUGUCAGCCCAUUUUUCAACAAAAUCAAUGUCAUCAACAUUUCUUUUUUCUGAAAUGAACAUGUUGCGCAAGACAAA